GUACAAAGAUCAAACGGAAACGAUAUUCGCAGCGGUGUCCGGUGAGACGGCGAGGUGUUAGCUAUGAUUUCGCAGUUCUUUGUGCUGUCGCAGAGAGGCGACAACAUCGUCUUCCGUGACUAUCGUGGUGAGAUGCAGCAGAAAGGAAGUGCUGAGAUAUUUUUCCGGAAAGUAAAGUUCUGGAAGGAUGAUGGAGAGGGGGAUGCACCACCUGUAUUUAAUGUGGAUGGAGUCAACUACUUUCAUGUGAAGGUUGCUGGGUUAUUAUUUGUUGCGACAACAAGGGUUAAUGUGUCACCUUCUCUUGUAUUGGAACUUUUACAAAGAAUUGCACGUGUUAUCAAAGAUUACCUGGGGGUUCUCAAUGAAGAAUCAUUGCGAAAGAACUUUGUGCUUGUCUAUGAGUUGCUGGAUGAAGUCAUUGAUUUUGGGUAUGUGCAAACAACAUCAACUGAGAUUUUGAAGUCGUAUGUAUUUAAUGAACCAAUUAUUAUUGAUGCUGCCCGCAUACCAAACCUUGGUCCAGCUGCUAUUUUUAUGCAAGGGACCAAAAUGCCAGGGACUGCUGUUACAAAAUCUGUUGUUGCAAAUGAGCCUGGAGGUAGGAAGAGGGAGGAAAUUUUUGUGGACAUAAUAGAGAAAUUAAGCGUCACAUUCAGCUCAAGUGGGUAUAUACUUACUUCUGAGAUUGAUGGGACAAUCCAAAUGAAGAGUUUUCUUACAGGAAAUCCAGAGAUUCGGCUUGCUCUUAACGAGGACUUAAGUAUAGGAAGAGAGGGAAGGUCAAUAUAUGAUUAUAGAAGUUCAUCUGGAUCAGGGCCAGUUAUUCUAGAUGAUUGUAAUUUUCAUGAAUCGGUACAACUUGAUAAUUUUGAGGUUGACAGAACUCUAACUCUGGUACCACCAGAUGGUGAGUUUUCCGUCAUGAACUACCGUAUAACUCAGGAAUUUAAACCACCUUUUCGUAUUAAUGCAUUGAUUGAAGAAGCAGGUCCCCUAAAAGCUGAAGUGAUCUUGAAAGUCCAUGCUGAAUUCUUAUCAAGCAUUAGUGCAAAUACUGUUCUAGUGCAGAUGCCACUUCCUACAUAUACAACUAGGGUUAGCUUUGAGUUGGAGCCUGGAGCAGUUGGAAACACAACUGAUUUUAAGGAAUCAAACAAGAGACUUGAAUGGGGUUUAGAGAAGAUUGUUGGUGGCUCUGUACAUACUCUACGUGCAAAGUUGACAUUUUCACAAGAGCCACAUGGAAAUAUUACAAAGGAAGCUGGACCAGUGAGCAUGACUUUCACGAUCCCCAUGUACAAUGUUUCCAGACUUCAGGUAAAGUACUUGCUGAUGGCAAGGAAGUCAGAUGGCCACAAAGCAUAUCGUUGGGUGAGAUAUGUCACACAAGCUAAUUCCUAUGUAGCUCGGCUGUGAUCAGAGGAUCUUGGUACACCAGUUUUUUUUGUUCCUAUGUUGUACUCCAUACAUUUUAAGCUAUACUAGUCUGUUACACCAUGAGAAUCAAUAGAAUAAAACUAUGAGAUCUGUGCUUAACUCAAAUAUGCUCGUUGCACUCAAUUGAAUUGACCCA
Molecule: messenger RNA, 1576 nt
Organism: Rubroshorea leprosula
Lineage: Eukaryota; Viridiplantae; Streptophyta; Magnoliopsida; Malvales; Dipterocarpaceae
Source: the annotation of a GenBank genome assembly